UGAAUACGUAUAAAAUAUUUCUUGUUUUCAUUCUGCAGAAUUAAUAAUUUUAUUAAAUUAAUUCUACUAUCCACGUAAAUUCUUGAUAAUAAGUGUAAUGUAAUAAAUAGAUAGGAAAGAUGAAUCUUUUCAAAUUGUGUCGUGGUUGUAUGAAAGAGCUAGAGACGUGGGAAAAGGAAAAUUUAGAAAAUAGCAUUUACGAAAUGUUCAUAUUUUGUACUAAAAUUCAGAUCAAUGUAGAGGAUAAAUUACCAAAGAUUUUUUGCUCCGACUGCAGAAAUCAAAUAAAAGCAUCUCACAAAUUCAUUACAGAAUCAUUAGAAACAAACAUAACAUUACAGAAUAUUGUUUCUGAAAGUGAAGCCAUCAACGGAGAUAAUGAUAAUUAUAUUAAAAAGGAAAGUUCAUUUAACUUUACUGAAAAAUUAGAAGUCCAAGAAAAUGAUGGAUAUUAUGAGAAUUGUAUGAAUGAUGAUGAUGAUUUAAGUUCAAACUAUUGUGAACAAGAUAUAAAAUUAGAAACAGGUAUAGAUUCCCAAAGAAAACCUAGACAAAUCAUACAAAGAUUGAAAAAUACUGAUGGUGGAAAAGUUGGUAAAUGUAAAGAAAUAGAAUAUGUACAAAGUAUACAGAAGACAACCACAGACACAUUGAUGCAACAUAAUUAUUUUGAUGUAGAUAAAAGUUUAAACCAACAAACUACAUACUGUGAAUAUGAGGUGCAUGACUUAGAGGAAAUUAAAACUGAAAACUUAGAGAAACAUUUACAGGAAAUUGAAGAUAAACCUCUAAUACGAAACUUACGAAAACGAAAGAAAAGCAACAAAUAUCUAAAUUCCAUUGAACUAGAAGACAGACUUAUAUGUCCUAUUUGUAACAAAGCAUACCCCUUAGGAAAACAUGGCAACUACUGGCUAAAAAAACAUUUAAAGAAACAUUCGGAACAGCAAGAGAGACAAUUAACUAUUAAGGAGAAACGGAAAGGAUUAUGCAUAACAGAAAAUACAACAGAAGAAAAGGGAAUAAAUACAUGUCUGAAAUGUAAAAAAAGUUUUACAUCCAAAUUGUGGUUCACUAAACAUAUGAAGAAACAUGCAAGCACUGAAGUACAUGCUUGUCCCUUCUGUACUAAAACAUUUGUAACAUAUGCACAGUGGGUGUACCAUAAAGCCACCCACGAACAGGAUAAGAAGCAUGUGUGCAAUGUGUGUGACAAGCGGUUUCGACUCCGGAAACAACUGGCUGUGCAUGCUAUGACACAUUCAAAUGAACGACCCUUCAUCUGUGACAAGUGCUAUAUGGGAUUCAAAAUGAAGCAUGUUCUGAUCAAUCACCUACGAGUACAUGAAAAAUCUAAACCUUUUCUCUGUAGUACAUGUGGACAACGUUUUUCUACUGCAUCAACGCUCAAGCAGCACUGCACGGUACACACGCGCGUGCGCCCGCACGCCUGCAACGUGUGCGGCUUCCGCACUGGCUACAGCUCCGUGCUGCGCCGGCACAUGAACCGGCACACGCACACCAAGAGAUACAAGUGCACGCACUGCCCCAAGGAAUUCCUUGAACCUGGCAGUUUAGCACGACACAUGCGAAUCCACACGGGCGAACGUCCAUACAAGUGCCCCACCUGCCCGCUCUCUUUCAUAGACGGUUGGAAGCGUAAGGUGCAUAUCAUGAGGGUACAUCAAUUAAUCCUGGAAGAGAUCCCGCGACUCACUCGCGAUGGACGACCAGCUGCAGCUGUCAUAAGAUAGACGAGAUCUGUUCUGAUUUUUCCCUUCAAAUUAACGUACUUUAUAACACCUUGCUAAAAAUUGAGCAAGCUAAAUAAAAUUUUCAAAGUUACUUA
This is a messenger RNA of Pectinophora gossypiella (pink bollworm), 1849 nucleotides long. Its product is annotated as histone-lysine N-methyltransferase PRDM9-like. Lineage: Eukaryota; Metazoa; Arthropoda; Insecta; Lepidoptera; Gelechiidae. The record is from RefSeq and is a predicted model, not a curated record. Bases 120 to 1754 code for a protein of 544 amino acids. Gene Ontology annotation, biological process: regulation of transcription by RNA polymerase II. The transcript is spliced from 6 exons. Gene Ontology annotation, cellular component: nucleus. Gene Ontology annotation, molecular function: DNA-binding transcription factor activity; RNA polymerase II cis-regulatory region sequence-specific DNA binding; zinc ion binding.